AUGGACAAAAUUGAGCCGUUUACCCCCGCCUAUGCUACCGCCGAAGCUCAGGGGAUACCGGAGGAAGCCAGCGGCUUGGCUAGGAGUUCCUCGUCAGCAUCUGAGAGUAGGGACUGUACUGAUGAUGCGUUGCCAAGGAUGGCCAAUCGGGGAACUUCUUACGCGGAUGCGCCUCCAGGGCUUUGGCGCACCCUCCCAAGACAGAACACUGGCAGCUUCGUGGAGGUAUUGAGCAGGCAGCUGAAAAGCAACCUUAAUAAGCUAACGAUUGAGAAGUUCGAGACGUUGGCUGAAAAAAUCGCAACCCAGUGCGAAGCGCUGGAGGACUAUAACCAGCUGCAAGUUGCAGCCGAUUUGAUUUUAUCGAAGGCAGUUCAGGAGCCUGAAUGGUCAGAGAUGUAUGCUGAUCUCUGUCUAAUUCUUUUUUGGCGUUCUAGAGAAUACGAGUUGUCUGGAAAGCGAGCUACAUUCGCGUCCGCUCUGCUUACAAAGAUCCAGCGUGAGUACGAAGCCACCCCUCGUGACUUGGAUGCUGUGCGCGCUACGUUGGGAGAUGACCCAGAAGCGGGUAUGAAAAGGUUGAAAACCAGAAUCCUAGGGACGGUGAAGAUGAUUGGCGAGCUGUUCCAGCGUCGCAUCUUGGGGUUCAAGAUUGUCAGUAAGGUGGUCAUGGACCUUGUGAUGUCUUCAGAUGAGCCGCACGAGCACCUCAUAGAAUGCUUUUUGCAGUUAAUUUACAGCACGGGGUACUACAUUGACCAGCAUCCAAACCUAAGGCCGGUGUUGGACAUGUGGUUCGGCCGUCUCAAGGAGCUAAUGCUCAAGACUUGCUACACCAAGCGCAUCAAAUGUGUGAUGCAGGACGUUUUGGACUUACCCAAAGCUCAGUGGCGUAAAAAAAUCCACAGGGACACAGCGCAGGCCCUAAGCGAUCUAAGGGACCAAGUGCAAACCGAAGACAUAUUGGGGGGUUCCGCCGUUGCCGCGCAAUAUGGCAACAUCGUAGUGGUCGGCGAAAGAAGGAAUCUAGGAGCUAAAUGCACAUACGGCGAUUACAUGGUUCGACAGGAAGAUUUAUACAAAGCGAAAAAAUCUGCUGGCAUGAAACUAUGA
This is a messenger RNA of Babesia bigemina, 1113 nucleotides long. Its product is annotated as MIF4G domain containing protein, putative. Bases 1 to 1113 code for a protein of 370 amino acids. Lineage: Eukaryota; Apicomplexa; Aconoidasida; Piroplasmida; Babesiidae. Gene Ontology annotation, cellular component: eukaryotic translation initiation factor 4F complex. The transcript is spliced from 2 exons. The record is from RefSeq and is a predicted model, not a curated record. Gene Ontology annotation, molecular function: translation initiation factor activity; protein binding; mRNA binding.